AAUGGCUCCGGUCAAAUGAUCCGCUUCAGCGGUAAUUCUCGUGUUUAACGGAUAGAAAGGCCGAUACCGGCAGGUUUUUACAGGUUUUACCAGGCCGAAGCAGCCGUUAAAUACAGGAAGUCUUAAAAGAAUGAAUGUUUGAGGAUGGAUGGACGGAGACAGCACCACAGAUACCACUCAGUUAGGAAUAACUGGAGAGUAUAUGACAGGAGGGACAUAUGUCUUGCAGACCCAGGAUGAUGAUGGGGAUGAAAGUUUCAAUGACCAUGAGGAUGGCAACGGCAGUAAAGACCAUUUCCGAGAGCAGGACAUCUACCUUCCCAUCGCAAAUGUUGCCCGCAUCAUGAAGAAUGCCAUCCCACAGACUGGAAAGAUAGCAAAGGAUGCAAAAGAGUGUGUGCAGGAGUGUGUGAGCGAGUUCAUAAGCUUUAUCACAUCUGAGGCCAGCGAGCGAUGCCAUCAAGAGAAACGCAAGACCAUAAACGGAGAGGACAUCUUGUUUGCUAUGUCCACUCUGGGUUUUGACAUGUACGUGGAGCCGCUUAAACUCUACCUGCAGAAGUUCAGAGAGGCAAUGAAGGGUGAGAAAGGCAUCACUCCGGUUACAGUCAGCGAAGGCCUUGGAGAAGAGCUUACAGAUGACAGUUUCACUGGUCAGUUGCCUGCAGGACUGAUCACUGCUGAUGGCCAGCAACAGAAUGUGAUGGUAUAUACCACCUCAUACCAGCAGAUCCCUGGCAUUCAACAGAUACAAUUCUCAUGACCGAAGACCGGCCCGACUUAUAUCUAGUAGCCUGUCCAGUGUCCAGACAGACUUAUCUCUUGCCUUGCAAAGUUUUCAGGUCAGUGCUGGAAGACCAAGAGAUGCCUGGUUACCAGAGCAGGAACAAAAGUGCCUGCUGCCAGGAGGCUGAUUUGAUCUUAAGUGAUGUCUUGUAAUUCAUUCAGUAUUAUAUUUAGGCCAGUUUGUUUUGAAUGGUCGGCUUGGUACAGGCCGAACCAAAUUAUGACUUUUUUUGGGCGGGGGGGGCGGUUCCUUGUAUUUAAUCAUUUUUAAAGUUUGGGAUGGGGCAGUGGCAAGAUAGAAAGGCCAUAUUGACAAUUUACAUUCCCAGAAUCAAGGGAAUUUUCAUUUGAUUUGACGUUUGGUCUUAAUUAACCUAUUGAACUGACAUUGUUAUGCUGAUUCUUU
Messenger RNA from Sinocyclocheilus rhinocerous, 1192 nucleotides. RefSeq names its product nuclear transcription factor Y subunit beta. Gene Ontology annotation, molecular function: protein heterodimerization activity; RNA polymerase II cis-regulatory region sequence-specific DNA binding; DNA-binding transcription activator activity, RNA polymerase II-specific. The transcript is spliced from 7 exons. Bases 149 to 763 code for a protein of 204 amino acids. Gene Ontology annotation, cellular component: CCAAT-binding factor complex; nucleus. NCBI's taxonomy places the organism in Eukaryota, Metazoa, Chordata, Actinopteri, Cypriniformes, Cyprinidae. Gene Ontology annotation, biological process: regulation of transcription by RNA polymerase II. The record is from RefSeq and is a predicted model, not a curated record.